AUGCCGAAGCUUUCAAGAUUGGCGGGCUUGGCGGCUGUGUCAUCUCUGCCAUUGACGCUCCUGCAGUCUCGACGGGGUCUCUCCUCCGGAGCUUUCUCGCCGCAGACUUGCGUCUGCGAAGGGCAUCGCCAAGGUGGCACGUCCCUGUGCUCGGCCUCGGCCUCCUCCGCCUCCUCCUCCUCCACUGCAGCACCAGCGGUACGGAGGCGGCUGCCGGCGAGCGCUGCCCAGGUCGAGGACUUCGUUCGUGAAGGACCCCUCUACCAGAAGCUGCUGCUUUGCUGCUCUCCACCUCACAGCUCUGAGUGGCUGAGGCAUGGUGAGGUCUUGGCAGAGCGGCUGGGCCCUGGCGCGCCGGGAUCCACGGAGGAAGAGAAGAUAGCUCGCCGCAUCUACCACUUCUAUUUGCCCGUCUACUACUGGAUGCGCCACCAGAUGGCCGAGAUCCGAGCGUCGAGAGAGCUGAGGGGCGAGCCGGCAGAAGCGAUCUGCUUUGGCCUUUCAGCGCCUCAAGGCUGUGGAAAAACCACAAUGGUCACUCUGCUUGAAGAGCUGUUCCGUUUGGACGGCCUCAGCUGCGAGUCGCUCUCGAUCGACGACUUCUACCUCCCUGCCAGUUGGCAGGAGGCGGUGUCGGAGCUCCACUCGGAGAAUCCGCUGAUUCAGACUCGGGGGAAUGCGGGGACGCACGACGUGCAACUGGGCACCCGAACCCUGAAGGCCCUCAGGAGCCGCAAAAACACCGAGGUUGCCUUGCCCCGGUAUGACAAAUCGGCAACUUCUGGCCGUGGUGAUCAGGUUCCGCAAGCGAUGUGGAAGCGUGCAAAGACACCUUGCGACGUGCUGCUCCUGGAGGGCUGGAUGCUGGGUUUCAAGCCGACGUCGGACCCCGAGGCCGUUGCCAUCCACCCUGGCCUUCGGCUCGUGAACGCGAAGCUGAAGGACUACCAGGCGUGGGAUGACCUCGUCGACUCCUUCUGCGUCCUGGCUGUGGAAGACAUUCGACAGGUCUAUGCCUGGCGCCAGCAGGCCGAGACGCAGAUGAAGCAGACCCGAGGAGCCGGGAUGUCGGAAGAGGAUGUCAAGAAGUUCGUCGACAACUACAUGCCUGCCUAUGCGGCCUACCGUCAGAGACUUUAUGCAUCAGCUGCUGCUGCAGGUGUGGAUGGAAAGCCCUCGCUCUUGUGCUGGAUGGGGCCUGAUCGGCUGCCCUAUGAUGACGAGUCGGAAGCGUAG
Molecule: messenger RNA, 1236 nt
Organism: Symbiodinium sp. CCMP2456
Lineage: Eukaryota; Dinophyceae; Suessiales; Symbiodiniaceae
Source: the annotation of a GenBank genome assembly